CACACACACACAUGCACACACACACACACACACACGCACAUGCACAUGCACACACUCCCAACCUCCGCCCCAUCCCCCAUGAGAAGGUGUGUUCAGGCAAGCACAUGUAUGUGUGUGUGUGUGUGUAAGUGUGUGUGUGUGUGGGGCUGUGAUGUCAGCAGUCCCCUCCCCUCCCUGUCCGGCUAUAGAUGGUGCAGGACGCCACGGCCGGCCAUCACUCAACAGUCAACGAGCCGCUGAGAGCUGAAGAAGUCCUAAGUGAGCCCCAGCCCUGCCUUAGUGAAAUUGUGCAGCAUCCCGGCGAGAGCUCAACCACCUUCACCACCACAGACACCAUGGCCCUGAGAAGCGCCCUCCUCCUCAUCCUCCUGGCCGGAAUCCUACUGCUCGCCUCCAGCAGCGCGCAGAGAAGCAGAGUGCGAAGACAGAACAUGAAGGUCCGCAUCAAUGCCACUGGCGACACCAUUGUGCUGAAGUUCCUACGACCCAACCCUGAUGUCAAGCUGGAAGGCUACAUCCUGGGAUAUGGCAGUAGCAUGUUCUCCAAACAAUUCAUCCAACUGCCUGAGAAUGGAGAGCCCUAUGAGACUGAGAUAGAUGCAGAGCCCAAGUACUUGGUUGCGGUGCAGCCGAUUCCAAGCAAUGACGUCAAGAAGCAAUGCACGGGUAAAGUCAACCUGGACAAACCUCUCCACCUGGUGAUUGGCUCCGUCACACCAACCUCGGUCCUCCUGUCCUGGGGAACUUUUGUGAAGACGCCGUACGAGGGGAACAUCAUGAACGACUGCCUGGAGGACGGGUUCUACACGAUCCGCUACAGAGAGAGGAACCGCAAGUGGAACUAUCAGACAUGCCCCACCAGCGACACAGUGAUUGACAACCUGAAGCCCAACACUCCUUACGAGUUUGGGGUCAAAUCAAACAAGGAUGAUCGCAGCGGCAUGUGGAGCAAGCCUGUUAUUCACAACACCAACAUGGGAGACAAAAGCAUGCAGAAGCCCAUUAAGCCAAGCAGGACCAUUAUUGCAAAGCCUGUGAAGCCCAUGAUGGUUCUCUUCCCCCCACGUCCUGCUCUUCACAACAGAACCCAGCCCAGAUUACCUCUUCUCCACAAACCAGGCUUUCCUGGAGCUCCUAGGACAUCUUUUGGUAAAAGCAACAUAAGACAACUGGCUUCGUCUCAUCCAGCCAAACCGUCUGACUCCGUGGUUGCAGUGAUUGCCAGAAACCUGACGUCUCAAGGCAGAAAGCCCUUCUCUCCCUUCACUAACGGCAUGAGAAACCCUUACUUCCCCAGGGCCAAUGACUCCUCCAAGAUCUACAGGAGACCAGGGGCCAAUGGGGAACACCAUAAGGGCCUGUCCCUGCCCAAACCUGUCUUAUGGUCCCGCAUGAGAAUGGGACCACCUCUCCGUCCUACCCUCAACAAAAAGACCAACCUGGUGGGCAAGCCUGGAGGCAUGGAUAAGGUGAUUGACCUGAAACAAGACAAGGUUGAUAUGCUCAAGCCCAAGCUCCCACCUCCAACACCCAAGCCAGUCAAGCAAGAGCGCAAGACAACGGCUGACCCAGCUAUAAACGGCAAUCGCUCUGAAAGCUGGGAGAGUUCUCCAUCUUUUAGUUCCCUCCCUGCCUCUGAGGUUGAUGCCAUGGGCAAGAAACGCUAUAUUGCCCCUCAUGUUGUUUACAAGACGGACAAGAAACCGGAAGAGCCAUGCUCCAUCACCACCUCCCUCACGUACUUCCCAGACGACGAGGCCACAGAGUCCAACGUCACGGCGCCACCGAGGUCUGCGCCGUCCAACCUCACUGUAGUCACUGUGGAGGGCUGCCCCUCCUUCAUCAUCCUAGACUGGGAGAAAACGGACAAUGACACCACAGAGUAUGAAGUCAUCUCGACCACCAAAGGCCCAGAUGGCGAGCAGGUCUCCAUCCUGACCACCAACCAGACGCACACCGCCGUGGAGAACCUCCGACCAGAGAGCAGCUAUGAGUUCAAAGUGAAGCCCAAGAAUGAGCUGGGAGAGGGUCCCUCCAGUGAGCCAGUCUCCUUCAACACUGAAUCAGCUGAUCCGCGAGUAAGUGAAAACGUCUCAGGAAAAGACGCCAUUUGGACGCAGUUCCCCUUCAAGACCGACUCAUUUUCUGAAUGCAAUGGCAAGCAGUAUGUAAAGAGAACCUGGUACCGCAAAUUUGUGGGGGUUCAGAUCUGCAACUCUCUCAGAUACAAGAUCUACCUGAGUGACUCUUUGACUGGUAAAUUCUACAACAUUGGAGACCAGACGGGCCAUGGGGAAGACCACUGCCAGUUUGUGGACUCCUUCCUUGAUGGUAGAACAGGCUCCCAGGUCCCUGCAGAUAGCCUGCCAGCCAGAUCAGGGUACUACAGAGCAAUGAGACAAGAGCCAGUCAACUUUGGUCACAUAGGAGGAAAUUCUCACAUCACUUAUGUAUCAUGGUACGAAUGCGGCACACCUAUACCCGGGAAGUGGUAGAGUUUUCCAUUCAAACUCUUGGGGAGUCAGGAGGAAAGAAUCUCAUUGGCUGGAAUGUGUGGCUGUCAUGUCACAAGGGGGUUUGUGAUUGAUUAACACCAAAAGGGAGGGGGGGAGGGGGCAAUCACAGAGUGCACAGCAUAGACAGCAACUCACCUCCCGCCCCCAAAACCAUGUAUAAACAUGUACAGAAUCCAAGUGGCAGGGAAUUGUAUUGAGCGCAUUUGAUAGCAACUUAGUCUCAUCUCACUAUUUAUCAAACAUAACAUAAAAAAAGCAAACUUCAAGAAAGAAAGAGAGAAAAAGGUAAGAGCAAAGUUACCUCAAAUGCAGCGAGGUAAACAAACACAUUAAAAUAGGAUUUCUUAAAAUAUUGGGAAGCUGGCUCCCUAAAACUAUUUUGAUAUUGUGUGUAAUAUUAUUUAUCAAAAGUCUGUGGCGCCAUUUUCCUUGUGCUGGCUUGACAGCGAGCGGGAGGAGACGCCAUUUUGACGCAGUGCUUUAGCUGAGCGGACAUCGGGUUUGACACAAGGGCUAAGAUUUAGCUUAUGCAUCACCUGAGAUGUGCUCCUGAUACCUUAAGUCUCUUAUACGUCACAAGUGCCGACCGUUAGCAUAGACUCAGCACAUAGCAAUAUGUAUAUCUGGAAGGGUUGGCUUUAUAAUUGUGCCCUCCUGACAAAAUGCACUGGUGUUGGCAUCCGUUUCUUUUCUAUAAGAGAGAUACAAUACAUGUACGUGGCAGUACAUUGUAAAAGAGUGGGUUAAGGCCCACAGUGUCUGAGUUUACAACACACUAUGAGCUGUGAGGUCAUACAGUCAUGUCAAACUCCCUUGUCCAUUAGUGACCUGAUUUAUUUGGUCAAAUCACAGUAAAAAAAACACACACACACACACACACACACACACACACACACACACACACACACACACACACACACACACACGGACACACAUGCAUACAUGCACAUAUAGAACAGUUACACACACACAAACACACAUCAGAGAGUGAAAGUCUUGUACCAUGUGCUCCAUUGUUAGCUUCGGUAUACUGGGCUAGCAGCAGUUUGGAGAACAUCACACUUGCAAUUUGCACAGCAUAAAUGUAUUUAUAUGUAUAUGGAGAAGAAAUAUUUUUUUGCAAAUGUACAAGACAAAAAAACUCAACUUAAAGUUUACUCAUCCUUUCUGCAUCAGUGUGUACAUCAGCGAAUGAGCAGCACCUCAGAUGUAAGUCAUGUCCAGAUGUGUCUGUAUUUGUUGGAUGAAAUGGACUCUAUUGGAAAACUAUGUUUUCUUGUUUUUCCAAUAAGAAGCAAAAGAAAAUUGUCCUUGUUGUGAUAGCUUGUACAGAAAUACUCCUUCUGUUCUAUGGUUAGCAGAAAGGUGCUUACCCCUUGUUUUUUUUUUACUUUUUGUAACUUGAUGCUGUUUUUUGUAUGAAUAAAUACAUGUUUGUAUCUUAUUACAUGUCUGUAUCUAUUUGAAUAAAGUUGAAAGUUCUGUUUCCUUUUUUAUAAAAAAAAGUCUGGUGUAAUACCCAUUCUUUUCUGCUUGCUUCAUAAUCCAGCAUGGCUUGGACUUUAACAGCCCAAAGCCUGCCUAACUGCCGUAUUUUAGCAAAGGCGUACUAUUAGGUGAAAGCUAUAAUUCUUUUUAUGCUCGACCAACCAUUUCUUUCAGUGACAGGGUGACCUGUGGGACUUUGACCACGGCCAAGCCAGGCAGCUCGCGGUGCUCCCAUUCUGGUGCAUUCUCUCGCUCCCUGUCAGUGCAAAACCGCAGCCCCAAUUAGAAAAAUCAACAGAAAUACAUGGAUUACCACAGUUUUCCAGACCUACAGAGAGAGUUUCUGAGAGCCAAAUUCAACACAGGGACAUUCUCUGAAACCACAGGGCCAGGAAAAAAAUCCCAUGAAAACUUCAAAAUGGCUCUCCAUGUCUUUAUUAGCUUUCCAAGAGAAAGUUAUAGCCUGGGCAUAACAACUAAUGUCACUUUGAGGUGGAACUUUCACGUAGAUAGGAGAUAUAUCCAGCUGUGAGAGGUGGAGAAGAAAAAGAAAAGAAAGACAAGAAGAAAAGUCUGAUGUGUGUGUGUGAGAAAGAGAGAGACUA
Molecule: messenger RNA, 4609 nt
Organism: Clupea harengus (Atlantic herring)
Lineage: Eukaryota; Metazoa; Chordata; Actinopteri; Clupeiformes; Clupeidae
Gene: abi3bpb
Product: ABI family member 3 binding protein b
Biological process (GO): positive regulation of cell-substrate adhesion; extracellular matrix organization
Molecular function (GO): protein binding
Source: RefSeq, a predicted model, not a curated record